GGGUUAUUUUCUCUGCACUUAUUAAUACAUAAUUUCAUUUAUGUCCUUUUUCUGUGAUACAUAUUUUAAAAAUUAGUUGUGAAUAGCAAAAUGAGUAUAAGUUGGGAUGUUGAUUCUAGUUAAUCUUUUGGUCUUCAUCUUCUUUGGUAACCAGCUAUUGAUUUCUGACUUUUGAAGAUGGAUGAGGGUACAGAGAUCUCCAGUGAUGGGAAUUCCCUGAUCAAAGCAGUCCAUCAGAGCCGGCUUCGCCUUACAAGACUCUUGCUAGAAGGUGGAGCCUACAUUAACGAGAGCAAUGACCGCGGGGAAACGCCUUUAAUGAUAGCUUGUAAGACCAAACAUGUUGAUCACCAGGGUGUCAGUAAAGCCAAGAUGGUGAAAUACCUGUUAGAAAACAAUGCUGAUCCCAACAUACAGGACAAAUCUGGGAAAACUGCUUUGAUGCACGCUUGCUUAGAAAAAGCUGGUCCUGAAGUUGUUUCCUUACUUCUAAAGAGUGGGGCUGACCUCACCUUGCAAGACCAUUCUAGUUACUCCGCGCUUGUUUAUGCUAUAAAUUCAGAGGAUAGAGAGACCCUGAAAGUUCUACUCAGUGCUUGCAAAGCAAAAGGGAAAGAGGUAAUUAUCAUAACAAUGGCGAAAUCAGCCACUGGGAGACACACUACCAAACAGUACUUGAAUAUGCCUCCAGCAGAUAUAGAUGGGAGUCAUUCCCUAGCCACCUGUGCUACUCCUUCAGAAAUAGACAUAACCACAGCCUCAUCGCCACUUCCACAUUCUUCUGAAACAGAAAUGACUCCUUUUGUCUUUAAAGAUCUGGAGUCCUCAGGAAGUAGUGACGACACACGGGAACCAGGCUCCCCUAUGUGGAAGCCUACUCUGGCCUGUAAUGGGCUCAAGCUGCCCCAAGCUCCACCCUGGAUCAAGAGCGCCCCCUCCUUAAUGCACCAGAACAGAGUGGCCUCCUUGCAAGAGGAGCUCCAGGAUAUUACUCCAGAGGAAGAAUUAUCCUACAAAACGAACGGGCUGGCACUUUCCAAGCGAUUCAUCACGAGGCACCAAAGCCUUGAUAUAAAAGACACUGCGCAUUUGUUAAGAGCCUUUGAUCAGGCUGGCUCAAGAAAGAUGUCAUAUGAUGAAAUAAAUUAUCAGCCAUUAUUUUCAGAAGGAAAUCAGCAGGGCAUUGAGAUCCCUGUUGACCAGGACCCAGAUACUAACCAGACAAUAUUUGCUUCCACCUUAAGAAGUAUAGUUCAAAAAAGAAACUCAGGGGCAAAUCACUAUAGCUCUGAUUCUCAGCUCUCAGCUGGUCUUACCCCUACAACUUUAGAAGACAGCAAAGCAUUUUUAGGAAAGAAAAAGAUCGUCUCGCCAUCUCCUUUGUUGUCAGGAUCUAAAGAAUUGUUGGAGAACAUCCCCCCAGGUCCCCUGAGCAGGAGAAAUCAUGCAGUUUUAGAAAGACAUGGUUCAGGAGCUUUCCCUUUAGAUCAUAGCAUUACGCAAACCAGACAAGGGUUUCUGCCACCCUUAAAUGUAAAUCCUCACCCUCCCAGCUCAGAUAUCAAUGUCAACAACAAGAUUUCCAGUCUUCUUUCUUGUGGUCAGAAAGUGCUUAUGCCGACAGUUCCUAUCUUCCCUAAAGAGUUCAAAAGCAAAAAAAUGUUGUUAAGGAGACAGUCAUUACAAACUGAACAAAUUAAGCAAUUGGUCAACUUUUAAGAGAGGGCCAGAAAACACAUUUUCUUAAAAUAUCUGUAUUAGAGAAGAACAGAAAUCUUAAAACUUCAUUGUUUUAAAUCUUGCGAUUGGUUAGUCCAUCACAUUGGGGAGCUCAAAAUAUACUGGGCAUUGUACUAGGCACUGUGGUGACAGAAAUAAUAGAUAGUUGCUGCUAAGAGAAUGCUCUCAAAACAAAAUGACGACUAUUUUCCUCAAAACUUCAAAUAUUUAACGACAUCAUGUGGUCCAAGUUUUUCAUUUAAGUAAAAAUCAGCACAGGAAGAAAGCCAGCUAAGUUGGAGUUUUUUUU
Molecule: messenger RNA, 2029 nt
Organism: Loxodonta africana (African savanna elephant)
Lineage: Eukaryota; Metazoa; Chordata; Mammalia; Proboscidea; Elephantidae
Gene: ANKRD34B
Product: ankyrin repeat domain 34B
Exons: 1
Coding region: 178-1719 (513 amino acids)
Molecular function (GO): protein binding
Source: RefSeq, a predicted model, not a curated record